AAAAUCCGCUCCACUCCACCGCAGUCCUAAUCUGCUGCUUGACUCACUCUGCAGGAGUCCCAUCCUACGGCGACCAUGACGCUGAUGCAGGCUCCGGGCUCCAGACUUGGGCAGAUCUGCGUGCUGAUGCUCAUCUUCACGGUGGUGCUGCAGGCUUUCGGUAUGGCCGUGUUUUACAUGUAUCUCAACAAGGAGCUGAAGCAGAUGCAGGACAAAUACUUCAAAAGUGGCUUGGCUUGCUUCUUGGAGGAAGAUGACAGUUCCUGGGACUCCAGUGAUGAUGAGAGUAUGAUCGAUCCCUGCUGGGAACUAAAGUCACAACUCUAUCUGUUUGUUAAAAAGAUGAUUUUGAGAACCUUUGAGGAAAUGAUUCCUACAAAUCCAGAAAAACAAUAUGAUCCUUACCUAGAGAGAGGAAAUGGUCCUAAGAGGGUAGCUGCUCAUAUAACUGGAAACACUCAGAAAAGAAGCAUGUUGCCAGUUCUAGGCUCCAAGAAUGAAAAAGCUGUGGGCCAUAAAAUAAUUUACUGGGAGUCAUCAAGAAAAGGACAUUCGUUCUUAAAUAAAUUGAUCUUAAGGAAUGGAGAGCUGAUUAUCCAAUACACAGGAUUUUAUUACAUCUAUUCCCAAACAUACUUUCGAUUUCAGGAACCUGAGGAAGGUUUGGGAACUGUUUCAACAGAAGAGAACAGAAAAAAAAUCAAACAAAUGGUACAAUAUAUUUACAAAUACACAAGCUAUCCUGACCCUAUACUGCUGAUGAAAAGUGCUAGAAAUAGUUGUUGGUCUAAAGAUUCAGAAUAUGGACUCUAUUCCAUCUAUCAAGGAGGAAUAUUUGAGCUUAAGGAAAAUGAUCGAAUUUUUGUCUCUGUAACUAAUGAGCGAUUGGUUGACCUGGACCAAGAAGCCAGUUUUUUUGGAGCCUUUUUAAUUGGCUAAAGGAUCUAUAAAGAAAAAACAGUGCCCCCAGAGUGACCUUUCACUUUUCAGAGUGAUGUACUUCAGAAAUGUGAAAGUAAGGCAGCCUGAGCAGAACAACUUCAACCAAAGGAUCUACCACACAAGCUUUUUUGGUAUCCUGGAUUCUCUACCACUUAGCUACCUGGGAAGCCGCCUCUGGGGCUUCCCACCUUACCACCAGAAAUCUAGAUUUUCAAUUUAGAAACAUUUAUGUGGCAAUUAACAUCUCUGCUUCUUUACCAUCUACUUUGUGAAGAUACCAGAAGACUGGAAGGUCAUGGUCAUUGUAUGCAGGACGCGAAGGGAGUGGCAUACUGCAGGACCCUGUGGUAGCUGUCCUGGACUCUCAACUUGGAAAUAAGAAAAUCCCGUUGUAUUUCUCCAUUGUCUGUUGUAACUUGUCCUUUUUUAUUUCUAAUUUUAUUUAGAUGUGAGUCUUAUUUAAUUUUAUUUGAUUUGAGUCUUCUCCCUUUUUGUCUUGAUGAGUCUAAGUAAUGAUUUGCCAAUUUUGUUUAUCUUCCACAAAACCAGCUUUUAGUUUUAUUGAUUUUGCCAUUGUUUCCUUCAUUUCUUAUUU
Molecule: messenger RNA, 1537 nt
Organism: Odocoileus virginianus texanus
Lineage: Eukaryota; Metazoa; Chordata; Mammalia; Artiodactyla; Cervidae
Gene: TNFSF10
Product: TNF superfamily member 10
Biological process (GO): immune response
Cellular component (GO): membrane
Molecular function (GO): tumor necrosis factor receptor binding
Source: RefSeq, a predicted model, not a curated record